GGCAGGGGACGCGGAUCGUCUAGUGACAGGGUCGGUGCAGCGGUUACUUCCGGAUUCCCUAUGAAGCAGAGGGACUGAAAAUGUUAGCGCAGUGGCAGAGGCUCGGGAGUUGACGCUAGCGCGCAGGACAGCCGCACGCAGACACACCGGCAUCCAAAACAAACACUUCACACUAGUUUUGUUUGUCACUCACGGGCUCUAUCUCUCCUCGGGGUUUCCAUUUUUUAACCGGGGCGAUUUGGGCGUCUGUUCACUCCGUUAAGUCCAUGCAGCCUGAUUCUCGUGUGACCACAUCCGCCUUCUUCUUGCAUCUACGUUGUCACCUCUCUCACUCGGGUGGAUCGUGCACUGAAUUGACAUCGUGACAUUUUGCGAGUGUUGGACGCGGUGAGGACGAGUGCACACUUCCCCAGGGUGAGGUGUCCUGCACGAUAAACACCCGGGAGCUCGGCUGGACAUCUCCUGCUGGCAUCACCAACAACAUGGACUGGCUAAUGGGGGGUUCCACCUUCAAGAUGCAUCAAGAGAGGUUUUCCUCACUGCUUAAGCUAAGAAAUCUCUGGAGACUACUGCAUCACUGUAAAAUGAAGUCCAAAACGAAGCCUAAUGGAAAGAAGCCUCCUGCUGAGGAGAAGAAGCACUAUCUGGAGCCGGAGUACACUAAAGUGCGGGUGGUGGAUUUUGACCUCAAAGAUCUAGUGGUGCUACCCAGAGAGAUAGACCUUAAUGAAUGGUUGGCCAGCAACACAACAACAUUCUUCAAUCUCAUCAACCUGCAGUACAGCACAAUCUCAGAGUUUUGCACUGGUGACGCAUGUCAAGCCAUGGCAGCAUAUAAUACAAUAUACUACUGGUACGAUGAGAAGGGGAAGAAGUGCAAGUGUACAGCACCUCAGUAUGUCGACUUCGUCAUGAGUCUAGUACAGAAACUCGUCACAGAUGAAGAAAACUUCCCAACAAAAUACGGUAAAGAGUUCCCCAACUCAUUUGAGUCUCUGGUGAAGAAGAUUUGCCGGUACUUGUUCCAUGUGCUGGCACAUAUCUACUGGGUGCACUUUAAGGAGACUGUGGCUUUAGAUCUACAUGGACACUUAAACACGUUGUAUGCACAUUUCAUCGUCUUUGUGAGGGAAUUUAAUCUGGUCGACCCCAAGGAGAUGUGCAUCAUGGAUGAUCUGUCAGAGGUGUUGUGCACGCCCCUGCCCUCCUCUCCCCAACAGAACCACCUGACCGAGAGAUGAGUCACAGCUACUGAGCCCCUGAGUGAGGAAGAGUAGGAUAAAUUGAGAAUGAGGGCCUUCAGGAGGGCUGGGGCUGCUCACAGGACUCGCACACCCUUUGACUAUUUAACCACCAUCAGUCAAAAGGGAAAAAGAGGAUGGCAGUGCCUCCCCUCAGCACGCACUAGUGGGGGGAAAAUAGCCCUGCCUACCUUUUUUUGCAGUCUAAGAUGUUGUUUUUUUUUUUUUUUUUUUUUUUUUUGCUUUUAUGUUCAGUUUUUAGUUUUUGUAUUUAUUUCUGCUCACAUUCUCGAAGAAUGUGGUGUUUUAUAAGAAUUUUGAGUUGGGCCUUAAAUUUCUAAUAAAGGUGACUGAAGAAAAGUCACUGGAUAUUAGACCGUUGUAAAGAAAUUUCUUGUAUCAUAGCGCCCCCAAGUGGAGGCACAAAAUAUAAAACGGUGCCAUCUGUCCUAACAUUUAGUACUUCAUGACCAGGACCUGGAUGCACAUUGAAACCUUUGUUCCUUUCAUGUGCAUCUUCCUGUAUCUUCCCUCUCUUUUAUUCUCACGGUCUUAGUUCAGUUUCCUCCUGGUGGGUUUUUUAUGUUUUGAGAGGUCAUGCAAUAAUUAAACAGCAGAAAUGAAUGUCCAACUUGACGCUGUAGAAUGUUGCCGCUGUAGAAUCGGUGAGACUGUCGUGUGCAUGUAGAUGGUACAGUCCAUUUUUGGCUUGCACAGAAAAUGUCAACACUGAGGUCACCAUUACUGUGGCAAUCGAUAUGCUGUAUCAUACCAGGGUUUUUUGUUUAUUUUUUUUAAUCUUUUUUUUUUAUGCUAUCAGAGGUCAUUGAAAUUAUAUCAGCCUAAACAUGUGUAGCACAUACACAUUCUGCUUGCAUUUUUACUAAAAUAGAUUAUAACUAUAUAAAGAAAUCGUAGGUGGGUUAUGUCAAAAUAGCGCCUCCAUGGAGGGGGAUGUGUUUCCCCUUCAUUUUAUUUAUUUUGACAGUUUAUUUGCAGGGUUCUUCAGUUCUGGCUUUCAUUUUAUGUAUUUUAAUGAUUUAAGUUAAAGCAAUUUAUUUUAAGAUCUGCAAAUUAUAAUCUAAUAAAACAUAAAAAUGCCAACCUGA
Silurus meridionalis is the source of this 2350-nucleotide messenger RNA. It is a transcript of the gene mob2a, whose product is annotated as MOB kinase activator 2a. The transcript has 6 exons. Lineage: Eukaryota; Metazoa; Chordata; Actinopteri; Siluriformes; Siluridae. The record is from RefSeq and is a predicted model, not a curated record. Gene Ontology annotation, biological process: positive regulation of protein phosphorylation; signal transduction. Bases 483 to 1241 code for a protein of 252 amino acids. Gene Ontology annotation, cellular component: nucleus; cytoplasm. Gene Ontology annotation, molecular function: protein kinase activator activity.